AUGGCCGCUCCUCCCUAUCCUACAACCAAUGGCAACGGGACUCGUUCCACUGGACUCAUUGCGACGAACAAUGUCACCUGGGAGAAACACACUGUCCGAGCCCGUAUAGACCCUACACUCAGUGUCGCCGAUGUCAUCAAGCAGCUAUGUCUAAACCUGAAAAUACAGGAAUCUUCAACAAAUUUUGCCUUGCGGGACGAGGGAGAUCAACUGGUGACGAACGAGAAUUUGAGGAAGAUGAUUAAGGCGAAGUCCAAUCUGAAAUUGGUUAAUGCUCCAGCCAUUGAGGCGGUAGACAUAGUGGAGAAACUUAUCGUCCGUGACGAGAAGACUAUCAGGAUGACACUCUUCUCACUUCAAAAGUUCAUCAAGGAAGAGCAAUUUGCCAUAGAAUUUCUGAACCGCGACGGCGUCAGCAGAUUGAUCGACAUCAUCAACGUUAGCCAUGGUAACACCCUCGCUUAUGCUCUCACUGCGAUGCAGAACUUGAUGGACCUCGAAACUGGCUGGUCCAACCUCGACAAUGCAUUCAUCUUCCGUGUGGUCCAAAUUCUUUCCUCGCCACAAUCUCUCAUCAACGUCUGCCGACCAGCUACAGCCAUAUUGAAACGUCUAGUCGAAGCUGAUCCGUCUAGUGCCCCGGGACCGUUGAUGCCGAGUAGCAGCAGGUCCCAACCCCAUGCGCCACCAGGGUCAGUUUAUCGAUACGGCUUUGAUGCCGUCUUCGAGCAGAUGCGGAAAGAGCAUGGAUUACUGGAGACUGUGAUCAACAGGUUGGGCAGUGCAGACACAGCACUGGCAUUCAACAGUAUGAUGUUGAUUAACUCGUUGCUGGCGCAUGCCACGGAUACGUUGUGGGAAGCAUUCAUCGCCAAGCUCGAGAAGCUCAACAUUAGAAAGGCCGUCAUCAGUCUUAUGUCUUCACAUAUGGUCGAAGACCUCACUUCCUGCGUACUGGACUUCCAAGGCAAUAUCGCGCGCGUCACCUACCGGAAGAAGACCACCUUGGUCGAUCCGGAUCACGAAGAAGCCCAUGCUUCCGCAUUAGACUACAUCUGGUCGAAUUCAAAGCUGGGACCAGAGCCCGAUGGAGAAGGUGGGAUUAUCAAGUGGCGUAAGCUUGGGUUUGAUAGCGAGAACCUAAGUCGGGAGUUUGGAGAGGUGGGCGUGUUGGGUUUGGAUUGCAUGAAAUACUUCGUGAGGAACGACCCGGACUUCUUCUCCAAGGUAGCACAGGAACAGAACAGUCGGCCAUACGAACGUCGAUGUCCGGUUGCGAAAGCCUCAAAUGAGGUCGUCGAGCUGUUGUCUGAACAUUGGGCCAUCUUUGCACCUGGAUAUGCUACCUCGCCUACGUUUCAGCCAUUCUUCCUCAACUUCUUCAAAGUUCACGCACUAGCAACCAACUUCUUCCUCCGGAUGUGGAACGAAAGCGGGGCUUCACUCAUCGAUUUCACUCGAGUUGUGGCCCUCGUUCGAAGCCAAGUGAAGGUGGCUCUGGACUUGGAGAACAGCCGCGAGUGGCAUGAAGUCGAACAUGACUUUGCCGAUGCUGAGUAUCGUGCAGUGAGGGACAGGCAAAUGAAAGAGCUCGAAGACGAUGAUGAUCUGAUGAGCAAAGUGCCCGUUCGCAAUCUGCGUACGAAACUGCACAAAGAAUCCUACGAGUUUGUCCGACAACAGCGAAUACAGUGCUUACUGCAAGGAGCCUGGUUCAUGAAUGCCGUCCCGGCCAUGUCUCAACAUUCUCGUCGACCGACACGACCGUGGCGGUUCAUGCGGCUGGAACAUGGCCUCAAAUACCUCCACUACGUCGACUCGGAGGCCAAAUUCCCCGUGAGACAAGGUGUCGAAGACCUCCCGGACCGCAUCGACCUCUCCAUGGUCACAGAAAUUGCCAUCGGCUCAGGCUCCACCCCUCCAAACAUGACCUCGGACCAUUUGCCCUCUGGACUCCCGAACUCUCCUGCUGUCGCUUCGCCGCUGUCGUUCUCACUGUUAAGUGCGCACGAGGGGAGCCUGGCGGACCAGGUAGCACAGGACCAUUCGCGGUGGGCGGAUUGGACGGAUGGGUUGAAUAUACUGAGGAGGGAUGGAGGACAUGUGGCCAGUCCGGAGACGGCGGGCUUUGUGCAGACGUUGACGGAGAUUGGGUUGAAGAUCAAGCUUCUGGAUUUGUCGGGGGACAAGGUCGAGAUCCCCAGUGGGUUAUCGUCCGGGCCACCACCUACGAACACCGACUUCUACUUUUCGGACUUGUAUGAUCCACAGUAA
Molecule: messenger RNA, 2274 nt
Organism: Stereum hirsutum FP-91666 SS1
Lineage: Eukaryota; Fungi; Basidiomycota; Agaricomycetes; Russulales; Stereaceae
Exons: 12
Coding region: 1-2274 (757 amino acids)
Biological process (GO): actin filament organization; cell motility
Cellular component (GO): plasma membrane
Source: RefSeq, a predicted model, not a curated record